CUCCCCGCUCCCGGCCGCCCCUGAGCCGCGGGCCCCCGCGCGCCCCCGCGCGCCCCCGCCAUGGGCAUCCUCUUCACCAGGAUCUGGAGGCUGUUCAGUCACCAGGAACACAAAGUUAUCAUCGUUGGUCUGGAUAACGCAGGAAAGACUACCAUUCUUUAUCAGUUCUCAAUGAAUGAAGUGGUGCACACAUCCCCUACAAUAGGAAGUAAUGUGGAAGAAAUAGUGGUGAAUAAUACCCGUUUCCUAAUGUGGGACAUUGGCGGACAAGAAUCUCUCCGUUCUUCGUGGAACACUUAUUACACCAAUACGGAGUUCGUAAUAGUUGUGGUGGACAGCACAGACAGAGAGAGGAUUUCCGUAACCCGAGAAGAGCUCUACAAGAUGCUUGCGCAUGAGGAUCUAAAGAAAGCUGGUUUGCUGAUCUUUGCUAACAAGCAAGAUGUUAAACAAUGCAUGACUGUUGCAGAAAUCUCCCAGUUUCUGAAACUAACGUCUAUUAAAGAUCACCAGUGGCACAUCCAGGCUUGCUGUGCGCUCACCGGGGAAGGAUUGUGCCAAGGACUCGAAUGGAUGAUGUCAAGACUUAAGAUCAGAUGAUCACUGCUGACCUCUUUUUCACAGACGUUGCAUAUUUGAAGUGCUGGACUAUAAUUAACCUGAAAGCUGCAAAAACUAGUGGGCUAGGUAUAUUUAUAAUAAACUGAUUUACAGACUUUUUCUAGAAGAAGCAACAGUUAAGACCACUUUGAAAACAAAGAUGGACGUUCCGGUUUGGUUUCACGUGGAUUUCUUCCAAAGUUAGGUCUUAAAGCUGCGAUUGACCUCUCUCUCUCUCUCUCUCUCACGAUGAAUCCUCUCAGGACAUUGUGUAGUCUGUGGUGAGUAUAAAAGGAGAGGAAGGAACUUAUUUUUUUUUAACUUUACGCUUUGUCAGUAUAACCCCUCCCUCGUUGAAUGUUGUCCACUUCUUGUUCCAAUAAGUCAGAAAGCAAAUCAAUGGCAUGUAUAUUGACCUUCCAGUAUUUUCAAAAUGUAAUCCUACAGAUAAGAAUAUGUUUGGCAUAGGCUUUGUAUGUUCAUUGCGUCUAGUCCUCAGGUUUAGAUUAACUACUUUGAUUUCUGAUCAAGAGGAAAAUGAAUAACCUACAUACGUUGGCCUGGAGUAAGAGGAGAUGUAACUCUGAUGGAGGAAAUACGCCAUUCUCACAUUCUCUUGCAGGCUGUCCGUAUUUUUCUAAUUUACCCCAGAUCGGGAACCCUUUGAGUUCCCACAUCUCGGGUAACCAAGAAUCCGAUCACGACCCAGCGGAUUGGAAAAUGUCAUUCUUUUCGUCGGUUUCAUGCUUGCACCGGUAGGAAGAGGAGAGUUAAGUGGAACAGUGGGAUGAAGUGGUGGCUCGCCUUUUUCCACUAUGUCUCUUAUUUUGGAGCUGAUGUAAUUUCUGGUAAUCUUAAAUGUGUAUUCAGUGAUGAGAAUUCAGUGGGUGGGUUUUCAAGAUCAAUAACGGGGGAAAAGAUACUCUAUGAAUAUAAGUAUAUAUAUAUAUGUAUGUAUGUGCGCGCGUGUAUUUCAAAAAAUGUAUUCGGAUCCAAAGAAUCGACCCCAAAUUUGCCCCAGAGAUUUUGGAAAAUGAUAUUGAAAGGAUUAUUUGCGCAUGGAUGCUCAGCGGUCCUCUGAGAUUUCUCAAGCAGUGUGAUUAAGAUCCGUGAGAGAUGUGUACUGGUCAGGCAACAGAGAUUUUUGAGGCUCCUGAUGACUCCCGGCGGCUCCCGCAGUCUGUUGGUUGAGAGAAGUUCAUCUGCACCCUGUUUUGUUUUUCCACUGCGUUGGUGUUUCGAUAAAUUUGAAAUUACUGCUAAAAUGCCUUAUGCUUUUCACCCGCCUAAAAGUUGCUUAACAAGCCAGAAGAAGGGGAAUUCUUUUGAGUUCUUUGAAAAGCAGUUUGAUUUCAGAUUGGUUCUGAACAGUGGGAUGUUUUUGCAGAUGGUCUGACCAACCACCAAGCUCGGCGGACUUUGGUGCAGGUCAGCUUAUUGGUUAGAGCUGUUAUGUUUUUGUGGAGGGUUUCUUUUCUCUUUUUCUUUUCUUCACAGCAACAAAAUGCAACCCUCCGCCAUAAAACGUGAACUGCCUCUCUCCCUAACCUAUAAAAUGAAAGUACUCACAUUGAUUAUAUUCACAUCUCUACUUCUCUAAAAUUUCAAAAUUGUUCCUCACUAGCAUUUCAGAGAAUUUGCAAAAAAUAAUAUAAAAAGUGAGUACCAACCGGCCUUUUCAGGGGUUCUGGGUGUUAUGUCAGGGAAUCAGUGGUUCAUGAUCUGAAUAGUGACAAAUUUAGAGUUUGUCUAAGAAGAUACCUUAGGGAACUAAUAAAACGAAAACUCUUACUUGAAGGAUAUCCAUGGAUAAAUGAAAAACGUACUGUUAGGUUGUUCAAGUUUUCCUAAUAGCCUGUAUCGUUUUUAAAGUGGAACUCUUGUUUUUAAUGAUAUGAUGAUAUGCAGGUCACUUUAUGUUUUUUGCCAAGUGAAUCAUAAAUAAAUUUUUAAAAAUUCAAUAUUCACACUUUUUUUCAUGGCCAGGUAUUAGCAUAGUGUUUUCAUGUUAAGUAUUUAUCUUUAUGCAUUUGUCUGAUGACCCAACUUCUUCGGUAAAUCCUAAUAAAAGGAAGAGUCACUGCACGCCUUUCGCCCUUCCUAACCAAUCAGUUAGAAGUAUUUAUUGAGAGCUCUGAACUAAACUCUUGGGAGAGUACAGUAGAGAGGGAAGGGUGAGAUUUAAAAAAAUUAGUAUUGUUAUUAUUGUUUGCCUCUCAUUCAGGAAGUCACCAGCCUAUACUAUGGUCUUACUGUCUUCUAAAUCCAAUUUUAUGCAGAUCGAUAAAAAGUAUUGAAAAUUUGGGUCGAGUCAUGCCCAAAGUGUGAUUGUCCAUAAACGCGCGCGACAAGGUGACUUGAUUUUCUCUUGCUCCAGUGCAGGCUACCACGAAUGUGACAAGAGAAUGCAUUCAGGGAUUACAGAGUACAUAAACUGUCAAUCAUAAAGACAGGCCACUAUCUUGAGACGGGUUUUUUUUGUUUCUGUUUGGUUUUUUGUUUUUGAUUGGGACAUCUGACACUACCAUUAUUUGACCCCAAACUGUUUUAAAUGGAAAAAAAAAACAAAGUCUAGUUCACAUGUGAAAAGCCAUCUUGAUAGAGUUGAAAUUUGCAAAGUUCAUGUUACUUUUCAAAAAGUCUUCUCAAAUAGACCCAAUCCGCAUUUUUUUUUUUUUACUAUUUUAUGGAAUUAGCUGAGAGGAAUGCUUCGCUUUAGGCAAAGCCUUGUUUUAAAAGUGAUACACUACAUUGGUAUUCUGAUAAAGGGAAGCUUCUUGAGUUAUAAUUCAAAGUAAAAGCGUGUGGUUAAGAAUUGACAAUUUCAAUAAGAAACUUGUGAACAAUCAGAUUUUAAAAAAUUUUUUCUACCCUUUAAAGGCUGGUCUUUCAGACCUUUUCGGGUAACACUCACAGUGCUUUCUCCUAAUGUUUAUUUUAAGAAGGUAAAACAGCUGUCUGGGAAGCAGCGCGUGCUUUAUGUGCACUUUUCAAAAGAAAUGAGAGUAAUGGGCCGGUUUACUGUAAUUGGAUUUAUGAGAUGAAGAACUUUGGUAAAAUAUUCAGAAAUUUUGAACUUCGUAUCUUCCAUUGUGACUUGAAAGUUCUCUCCUUCAAAAACAAAACUUUUCAAAGAAAGAAUGCAUCACCACGUACGGACUCCAAAGGAUAGUCGAUUAUAGUGUCUCUCUGUCACUGAUAGAGCGGUUGAAAAAAAGGAAGACAAAUUGGAAAUUGAAGAAGCCAAGGAUUAAAAAUGACUAAGCGUGUAUUUAUAAAAUAGCUUGUGGAAAGGUGUCUGGAUACCUGAGGUUAGUCAUACAGUGUUUAUAUCGGUUCUUUUCUCGUGUAUCGUGCUGAAAAAUUUCUUCCUUCAUGUUCAUGUCGGUUGGAUGUAUUUUAUUUGAUAGGGACAUUUUUACAGUAUGUUCAAGAAGUGCCUAAAACUGAUUUGUGAUGACCAUUAAAGUAUAUCUAAUAAAUAAUGUGGAUCUUA
This is a messenger RNA of Ornithorhynchus anatinus (platypus), 4096 nucleotides long. It is a transcript of the gene ARL5A, whose product is annotated as ADP ribosylation factor like GTPase 5A. Gene Ontology annotation, cellular component: trans-Golgi network; cytoplasm. Gene Ontology annotation, biological process: intracellular protein transport; vesicle-mediated transport; protein localization to Golgi membrane. Lineage: Eukaryota; Metazoa; Chordata; Mammalia; Monotremata; Ornithorhynchidae. Gene Ontology annotation, molecular function: GTPase activity; GTP binding. The record is from RefSeq and is a predicted model, not a curated record. The transcript has 6 exons. Bases 61 to 600 code for a protein of 179 amino acids.